AUGUCAUCAUUGAAAAUGGGCCAAAGUUACCGCAUGGAAAUAAAUACUGGAAGCAAUACAAGUCGGUUACAAGCCACACAACUCCCGCCUGAUACGAAAUACACAGGCGCCGUGGUAUCGCGGCGGGAACUUACCGGGACCCACAGAACUAUUGUGGAGUUCCCGGCAUUUGAUGAAUGGAUGGAUACACACCAUUCAUUUCUUUGCCAAAGCUCGACGAGCCCAGAGACGAGACGACGAGAGAGCUAUGGGCAUGUGGAUGCCGCGAGGUGUUCAAUGCUCGUUCUUGCAGGGCUGGAUCAAGAACGAGCAUUGCAGGGCUGGAUCGGGAUCCUUGAAGCUGGCAGGGAGGAGAGGUUGACAUGUAACAGCUACAGUAUCCUUCUGACCAUGACGAUAUGUGGGUGUAGGUGGGUGUAG
Paracoccidioides lutzii Pb01 is the source of this 420-nucleotide messenger RNA. RefSeq lists its product as hypothetical. Bases 1 to 420 code for a protein of 139 amino acids. The transcript is spliced from 2 exons. The record is from RefSeq and is a predicted model, not a curated record.